Molecule: messenger RNA, 288 nt
Organism: Mesorhabditis spiculigera
Lineage: Eukaryota; Metazoa; Nematoda; Chromadorea; Rhabditida; Rhabditidae
Source: the annotation of a GenBank genome assembly
AUGAACGAACAUAUUAAGUAUGCUGGGCAAAAACAUUGGAGCAUAGACGGGCUGAACAGCUUGACCACGGAUCAGAUGGCCCUGCUGCUGUAUAACCCAGAUAAAGUGACGGUCGAACCCUCACUUGAAGAUCAUUUGAGGAAUGAAUACAUUGGGGCAAAAAGCCAAGACUUUGCGGACGGCCUGUUAACGGCAGCUAAAUUGUACGGGAUCAAUCCAAGCAUAUUCGAGGGACUGGUCGAAUGGGUCCCGGAAGAUCAUGAACCGGCAGCAGAUCCCGACCAGGAA